UCAUAAUCCUAAUCAAAGACUUCAUCAUACAUGCUGUAAAGUAUGCUAGGAUGGCAGAGUCCAUUGGAGGAGCAAUACGACUUCAAGAAGAUGAAGACCAAGCAUCUACCUCGACUUUGACAGCUUAUGCAACGAUACUUGACCCAUUGCAAGAACUGUGUCCAUCUCUAGAAGCAACCAAAGCGCUGUGCAGCAAACCUUCCUCAGAGAUACCUGGCGGUGAAGCAUUACGGCGGUCCAAAAUACAGAAUGCCAUCUUGAAAGCUGCUUCGAGUGGUGAUAAUGAUCUGCUUCUUUGGAUAUGCUCUCAAAUUCAGGCAAGUAGAUUACAGCAGAAUUUGCCUGCUUUCAAUGGAUUCGAUUGGGCAACGAUUCGAGAUGAAGAUGCUAUUGGUCCAGUAAAUUUGGCAACAUCGAUGGGUCAUGCAGAUGCAGUUCGCACCCUUAUUCAAGCAGGAGCAGAGAUCAAUGAGCGGGACUCAUCAGGUUGGACUCCUCUUAUGUUUGCCAUCAACAACGCUAAUCUGCCAUUGGUUUCGUUUUUACUGUCACAUGGAGCAGACAGUGAAGCAAAGACAUCGAAAGGUGUCUCUUGUGAAGAUUUCAUUCUAUCUGCACCCACUCCUGCUGAAGGAUCAACAGCAGAAGGUGAAGAUCGACAACUAAUUAGCGACUUGAUCUUUGAGCAUCAAAGAGCGUCGCAUCUGGAAAGAGAGCAAACCUCAAACCUACAGCAAAGACUGCGGUCACUGAGUGUGAGGAGCGAUGGUGACAGCAUCAGACAGUCGCCCUUUCAACAGACACCUCUUUCCGAAGAAUCACGCUCGCCAGGGAAGCAAAGCUUCAUAGCUAGCAGCAUAGGUGGGCAUAGUCGAUCAUCUAGCACAACCAUGCGAAGACUUGUCGGUCACGCAGAGCGAACACAAAUCGCCGAAACAGAAUUGAGGGCGAGAGAACUUGGAGAAGGUAGAAGAAGAGCUUUGUUAGAUGUGGCGGUGAUGUUGCAAGUGGAAUAUCAAGAUUUGCUGGGGGAGCAGCCUACCCUGGCCAAUCCCACUGAUCGUCAAGCAAAAAAACGGAAAGGAAAGCCAGUUCAUUCCGGCUUGGCAUCAGGUUGUGGUGCGAUAGAGGUAGGCGCAGAUCCGUUGAGCAACGAAUUCGACUUUGAAAGUGUUCGAGCUGAUCAAAUGCUGGUCUUUGGAGAAAAGCACGUCGAUGCGAUUCUGAAUUAUAUUGUCAAGCAAGCAAAACCAAUACGUGCUCCCUGGACAAGUCGUAGCAAGCCAGCCAAUGUGAUGUACCUUUGCUUGCGUUAUGCCAGCUUUAUGGCAGAUGAAGAUCUACAAGAAGAACUCUUGUUUGGCUUUGUCAAUGCGGUCGAAGCUGUGCUUUAUGCAAAACCAACGGAAUUGACUUACCUUGCAUUUUGGUUGCAUAAUGCUGUUUUGCUCUUGCACUACUUGCAAAAGGAUGCCACUCUUGCCACUAUUGCAGCAGGGGAAGAGUAUCGAUCCAUAUUGGCAGAGCUAGUGAACGAGAUCUACAUCUUUAUCGUGCGGGAUGUUGAACGAAGAAUUGACAAGGUUCUAGAUAGUGCCAUUCUGGAACAUGAAUCAAUUCCCUCUCUCGAUGGUGAAGAGAUUAGGUACGAGAACGAGUGGUCUAUUCUAAAAACAUUGAAGGGAAGUGUAAGAGGUUUUACUGGCAGUGCUGGAUCCUCCCCUGCUGGUAAGAAGCGAAGGCCGCUCAGUCAAAUCUUUGCAGCAGCAAACACACCAGAAGCUGGAUCUCCAAGAAGUGCUGCAAACAUUCCAACAUCAUCGCCGGCUUCCGUUUCCAGAGAUGGAUCGAUGCGUGCAAAGCAAGACAAUGCCAAGAUGGCCUUUUCACCCUCCUCACCGUCGAAGUUAGGAUCAAGACCGACAUCACUUGCCAAGACUUCUAAUCUUGGAAAGAACUCUAGCCCUUCUGACAGUUCUGCUUCCGAUUUGAUGACCAAACCUUCACCAAGAACAAUCACAACGAUGCUCACUAGCGUUUUGCACGUUUUGCAAUUGUACGAAAUCAAUCCUUGUAUCAUCGUUCAAGCGUUGUCUCAAAUCUUGUUUUGGGUAGGAUGCGAAACAUUCAAUCGAAUCAUGGUAAACAAGAAGUUUAUUUGUAAGAACAAAGCUAUGCAAAUUCGACUCAACAUUUCAGGUUUGGAAGAUUGGGUAAAGACGAACGCUUUACCUGGUACAUUGAUCAGUCAUCAUUUUGCCAAGGUGAAUCAGUUGGUUACAUGGAUACUGUGUCAAAGCAGUUUGACAGAUUUUGAUGGAUUGAUUGCUACUUUGCAAGGCCUAAAGUCGCUCAAUCCGCUACAGCUGAAACACAUCAUUGGCGAGUAUCGAUAUGAGAUCGGGGAGCACAAGAUGAAAUUGGAAUGUGUCCAGUAUCUCGAUCAAUUGGAGAAAGAUUGGCAAAGAGGAAGGAUAGAGGCUGCACGAGCAAAAGUCUCAGCAGAGAAGGAAAUCAAACCAACGCACGGUAGAAGUGGUACGGCUACUCAAUCGGAUCCUGAUGGUAUGCACAGGAGUGAAAGCUUUAUGCAAGAGACUGAAGCUUGUCAUUCACCCGAUGGUAUGGAAUUGGACGGUGACAGUACAACGAUGGACAUCAGUGCAGAGGAAACACCAGAGGGUCGAGCAGCACGCGAGAUUCAAAGAGAGAUUGACUCUCUCUUUCUUACUGGGAGGACAAUCAACGACUACGUUCCGCGUUUGGCAUCAAUAUCCAAUGAGAACAGCAAUGGCGAUGUGCGUACAGCUACGUAUGAAUUGGAGUUGAAUAGCCGAGAGAUGUUGCCCUUCGCAUUACCGAGCCAAGCAGAAACACUGGUUGUCAGCCCUGGCGAUGCGUUUGGUUUUGGCAGGGGUCACUUUAUGCAUACUGGUACGCCCAGUCUCAAGAGCAUGCGGACUGACAGCCUUGUUCCAUCACCUUGCCCAUCGCCAUCAUUGAGGCUAGGCAGUACCGGGGCUCCGUCUUCGCGAUCAUCUUCGCCUCUCAAAGGCGUAAGCAGUGCUGCAUCAAGAUCGAUCGGCAAAGGACCGGGGGGACUUGGAUUGGGAAUACAAAAUGGCGAGAAUAAUGAUCAAAAUGAUGAUACCCUUUCGAUUACCGCAUCUUCUCAUUUAUCUGCUGCAUCUUCAUCUUCUGUUGCAUCUUCUACGCUUUUUCCACAAGGUAAAGGUUUUACUGCCGGUGCAUAUUGGCAACCGGUACCUGUGUUACCAGAAGGGGUAUUGGAAUCACUUAACAAGUUGAUGCAAUAGAGAGUUGUCAUUAUGUAAAAUAAACAUUAGUUUUCUUUUUGUAUAAAAAAGCCUG
Messenger RNA from Meira miltonrushii, 3372 nucleotides. RefSeq lists its product as uncharacterized. Bases 51 to 3317 code for a protein of 1088 amino acids. Gene Ontology annotation, molecular function: GTPase binding. The record is from RefSeq and is a predicted model, not a curated record. The transcript has a single exon. NCBI's taxonomy places the organism in Eukaryota, Fungi, Basidiomycota, Exobasidiomycetes, Exobasidiales, Brachybasidiaceae.